ACUAGGUAAAAAAAAAAGUGAAAGAAAGAGAAAAACCAAUGGAACCGUACUAAAAACGCAAUUGUUGAACAAUAAAUAGCAGAUUGGCGCUGAGGAAGCCAAAGUAGACACACACACACACAACAAUGGGGAUAGAGUAUGAUCAAACGAAAGCUGAGUACAACAGUGGUGGGGAUUCAUGGAGCUCAUCAACCAACUGGACGAUCUCUCGUGGCUCUCUCGAAGAUUCCAUCACUUUUGAGUCCUCCGAUUCUCCGAUCGAUUCUGAAUCUACUCAAAUAUCACCUCUUAUCCUCCACCGACCUUCGCCAGAUUCCGCUCCUUGUGAACUUAAGUUAUGCUUUAUGCAAAAGCAUGAAAUCAGGCAGGUCUAUGUUCGAAGUACUGCUCGUGUUUAUGAGAUAUACUAUGCACCUACUCUGCAGAGCGACAAUGAGUAUCUAUGUACCGUCCGCUGUAGCAUAGCUGAACGAGAUGGAGAAUUUCUCCAAGCUAAUGAGAUUGAAGUAGUUACCCCGCAAUAUUUGGAGGAUUAUGUAGGAAAUCCAACAGAAGGUAGAGUCACAGCUGAAGCCAAACUUUGCACCAGGGAAGAUGAUUGGGUCGAGGUUAAGGUUCCUGACGGGAACAAGGUAAACUGCCUGCAAAAGCACACAACAGGGAAUGAACGAAGAAGUGUUGAGGAUUUAUAUGAGGCCACAGCGGAAAUUAGUGAUGCAGAUCCCUGCAUGUCACUUACAAUUCGCUUUUUAUCACUUCCAAAUAAAGAUUCUAUAUGCAUCGACGAAGUUUACAUAUUUGGUGACCCUAUUAACUCUAAUGAGGUAGAGACCCCAGCAGCUCCUAUGGAAAACCAAGCUAGUUCUUUUAUGGCCAUGCUUGUUCCCACCCUUCUGCAAUUAUCUAAAUCAGGCAUCAGCCAGAAGCAGCAGGACAAAGAUGUUUUUGAUAGUCAAAGAAAGGAAAAUGAAGUGGGAAUCACAGUGAGGACAUCUGAUUUUGCUGAUGCCAGUAAAGAAAAUGAACAGGAAAAAAGGAUGAGUGCUGAUCAUAUUGUGCAGUUGGAUGUCACUGACAAGCCUGUAGCAAAGCCCACUCAUUCCCAGCCUCUGAUACACCAGGAUUUAAGCAGAGAGAACCACAAUAUCUCCACCACGAGUAAUGAUGCUUCACAAGGUCGUAUUGUAGAAGCCAUUGAACAACUUCUUGACCGAGUGAGCAGAAUUGAAAAUAUUUGCUUGAGAUUUGAAGAAAAGAUGGUUAGUCCAAUUAACAGCAUGGAGACAAGACUUCAACGACUGGAGCAGCAAGUAGAAACUCUAGCUAAGAAUUCCCAAUUUUCUGGAUUAGCGUCCUGCACAAGAAUAACAGCUCCUUCAUUUACUUGCAGUGAGUCCAAUUCUAGCUCUUUGUAUAAUGAUGGAAGUGAAUAUCGGUCUUGUGGGGCAUCAGAACUGGAGAAAAAGGAUCUCCCUUGCAAUAAGUUGUCCGAACCUUCUGAUGACAUGCCUGUUUCUUCUAAUCCUUCACAUGUUCUUUCAAAUCUUGUGAUUUCUGCCCCUGAGUUUUCAUGUGGAGAGGAUGAAGAAGAAAAUCAUAUUGCUGAAUCAGUAAAGGUUUCUUCUCAAGAGAAGCAGAAGCAAGUUUUAUCUAUUGAUGAUGCUUUAGCUGCAGCACUUUCUGGAUUUCUGUCUACGUCCCACGUUCUUCCACCAGAUGAAGGGACCUUGGAAGUUAUUGCUUCUGGAUCUAUUAGUGAGGGAGUAAAUGAGAAGAAUGAGUUUUCAGAAUCUACCCAAAGUGCUUCAGUUAUCGCUCACAACUGUACUUUGGAGGGAAAUAACAAUGACAAACCUUCAAAGUAUACUCAAAUUCUUGCAAUUUCAGCUCCUGACUUUACCGAGGAGGAGUAUGAAUUUGAGAAUGCAAAUUUCAUCAUGGCUUCUUCUGCACCAGCUCCUGAACUUGCCAGCAAAGGAAACACAAAUAAUGAAAUAGCUUCUCCAAGCACUGGAAGUCAAGAUUUCGUUGAUCUUAACCGAAGCAAGAGCAUGGAUAACGCAAGUUCAACUGUUGCUUCUGAGACGUAUGCAGAGCAAGAGAAAUUUCUCAAUGAGAAUGUGCAGCUUAAGGAAACUUCUGGAGUAAUUGGUUCGAAAGAUCAUCCUUAUGCACAAGAAAGUAUCAGCAGAUCGCAGGAUAAUCCCACUGCUUGUCUUUCAGGUCAAGAUGAUAAGGUUUCAGAGACUAAUGUAAGAGAUUCUACCAAUGAGCCACAGAUGAAUUCUCGUAAUCUAGAAAAUGCUGCUGAAUCUGUAGAACAUGAUGCUUCAAAAUGUUCUCACGUGGACGGUAUGCAAAAUGUUUGUGAAUAUCUAAGACCUUCUGCUCUAGAUUUCGACAUUCCUAUCUUAGAUGUGAAGUUCACAGCCAAUGAAAACGGUGAUACCAAGUUCUCACUAGAAGUUCUUUUAGGUGACAUGACAGAUGUUAAUGUUGAUGAAAGUGCUGAUAAUGCUGUCACUAGUGAGGGAACGACUUCCACUGAUAUGGAUGAUAAAGUAUCACCAAAGUGUUCUGCAGGUGAUAGCAACGCUCUGGUGGAUUUUGGAAUUUAUGCUGCAGAUUCAUUCACUAAUUCAGAUGGACACAGUAGUCCGAGUAUAUCGAGCCACCAGGAGGUAGUCAUCGGUCUCAUCUGAGACCUCUUACUUUUUGAAAUGUGUAUAGGUACAUUAGAUGAGACCUCUUACUUUUUGAAAUGUGUAUAGGUACAUUCAACUGGUUUGUGACUGAUUUUUCUCUUUUUAGUUUUAGUAUUCAAAUUGAAUGUUCUUUUGUUUCCUCCAGUCAUUUCAAGUUCAUAAUUCUUGACUAUUGCCA
Solanum dulcamara is the source of this 2883-nucleotide messenger RNA. RefSeq lists its product as uncharacterized. The transcript has 3 exons. NCBI's taxonomy places the organism in Eukaryota, Viridiplantae, Streptophyta, Magnoliopsida, Solanales, Solanaceae. The record is from RefSeq and is a predicted model, not a curated record. The coding region runs from base 126 to 2702 and encodes 858 amino acids.